UUUUCUGGUUGUUGACGCUCCUUUACAGAACAUUCGAGCGCCUGGCAAUGAUCAUGACUCAACUAUAGAGCAGAACAGGGAUGGAGUGCCCCCGCAGUCCAUCCCUGGACUCGUCAUAAGUCCACGUCCCAAGUGCGUGGAUCCUCAGGACCAAGAUAGAUCUGUUGGACUGAAAGACGCCCAGAAAAACAUCAUAGCUAAGUUAGAACAGAAUACCAUUCUGCCAUGUCAAGUUUGCGUUAAGAACCAGGUGGAUCUGCAUGAGAUGAAGGGUGGAGAACUGAUUUUAAUUCAGAAGCAUGCAAUAACUGCUGAUGGUGGAAUAUCGGAGUGCUCUGUUGCCCAGAGAAAAGCAAACAGAGAAAUAGCCAACUUAAACCUCAUUGGCUUCUCCCUGAGAGCUGAUCCUCCAGAUUCCUUCCUUCGUUGCAUGGCUGAAGACUUGAGCAGCAUUCACCCACACAAACAACACCCAUCUUUUAAUAAGUGGAUGUAUCCACAGGACACAAAGAUGAAGCAUGUUAAUGGGUCUUUGAUUCUGAAGUCUUUGAUCAUUGAUAACUGUGGAAGAGACGAGUUUUGGAAGGCCGUCAACAACAUCACACUGAGUGUUGGUGUUCCUCCAGGUCAGACAGGAGGAGACACAGAGGACUGCUUCAGAGCAUCCUCUCCUCAACACAUCAGGAUUGAGCCUUUACAGAACACUCUUGCGGCUGACAAUGAUCAUGACUCGACUAUAGAGCAGAACAAAGAUGGACUGCGGGAUGUUGGGCUCAUCAUCCUGCACAAACAUCCACAUCUUGAGUGCGUGGAUCCUCAGGACCAAGAUCGAUCUGUUGGACUGAAAGACGCCCAGAAAAACAUCAUAGCUAAGUUAGAACAGAAUACCAGUCUGCCAUGUCAAGUUUGCGUUAAGAACCGGGUGGAUUUGCAGGACCAAGAGACGAAUGCUGGAGAUGUGGCUCUGAUCCUGAAAAACGUGACAAUUUAUGACACUGGAACAUAUAAGUGUCGUGUCUUAAGAGAGAAGAACACUAAGUCCAUCAGCAUCAUCUACCUUCAUGUUGAUCCUCCAG
This is a messenger RNA of Pundamilia nyererei, 1076 nucleotides long. RefSeq lists its product as uncharacterized. NCBI's taxonomy places the organism in Eukaryota, Metazoa, Chordata, Actinopteri, Cichliformes, Cichlidae. The record is from RefSeq and is a predicted model, not a curated record. The transcript has 7 exons. The annotation marks the transcript as partial.